AUGAGGGAGGUUAACUUCAGCAUACCAAAUGUCAACAAGGCCUCUGUCCACAUCACCACCACCCUGUAUGACCGUCGAGCUCUCGACUGUACAUCCACCCUCCCUCUAAUCAACUCUCUUAAUCAUCUAGCCUACCUCACCACAUCAUCCGCCCGAAUUAGAGACAUUUUGACUGUGGAUGGAGGUAUUGAGCGCCUUGUCUGCAUCCUCAAAGAGGGCAGAAGCAAAGAUGAAAUGCACAUGUGGAAAUGGAAUCUUGCCUUUCAGUGCAUCGUCAACAUUGGCGUUCGAGGCUCGGAGAAUGUACGGACACGUGUAGUUGAGGCUGACAUGGUUCCUGUCAUUGCUACGAUUCUUUGGGACUACGUCCUCGUCAUUGAGCGGGAAAAAGCAAAAGCAGAUGCUGAACAAGCCCGACGAAAUGGCUCGCAACAUACCGGCAGUUCAAGAUCGUCUAAAUUGUCCCGAGAUCUGUCACAGGAUCCUGCUUCAAGGUCCUCCUUCUUCGAUCAUCUUAAUUCCUCCUCCGACCACCGAUCCACGCGACGACAGGCACCUCCACCGUCAUUGGACAUUCCCCAGUCCUUCUCUCAAGCAUUUGGCACCACUGAAUCCGGCCAAGCAGACACAGUCAUCACGCCCGCAGCUGUACUCACAUCUCCUCCAGAGAGAACUGUUUUCCCACGCCCAAGCUUACAGCACCAAAAUCGGAGUAGUGAGGGCCGGGGAUCCUUUCAACGACAAAUCAAUAUGCAACCUCCCGCAACUGCAGUCCCCUCGAUGGACACAUCUGAUGGAUUUUCGAUACGGCCGGUCCGCGAGGUAGACAGGCUCCCUUCCAUGUUACCAGCUCUCAACACCGGUGUCACAUCGCAUCCCGAUUCUCCCACAACACCUUCAGCACCAGUGCAUCGAGGCCUUCUUUCUCCUAUUGGGCGACGAAUGAGACGGCCAUCUAUCCGCCAUCAAAAUUCUACAGGUGGUGAGGUGGACGACGCAGUAAUGGAGGAUGUGACAGUGGAUGAUGAAGGGCUCGUUAACCCGGAUGCCACCACUGAAGGGCGAAGCCGUGGCGCAACCAGAGAUCCUAGCCCUCAUGACAACCAUGACAUGGAUGUCCGUCAGCCACUGACCAUCACUAUUCCUCCCCAGCAAAUUCGUGACAUCGACAAUGUCGACAUCGCUCAACAGACACCUACUGUAGCCGGAAUGGGCAAUCCUCUUGGGCCCGCAGCCCUGGAAGCUCUGGGGCCGUCUCCCAUUCCGACAGUCCCUGCAACUGCCGCCUCUCCAGCGAUCCCUCUCAACGCAUACCCAAACUUCUUCUUGCGAAAUGCGACUGCAACCACGUCCACCACGGCACUCAUGCCUCGCGAUGAGGACGUAUUGAUGGGCCUUCAACUACUUGCAUACAUUUCAAAAUAUUGCUAUUUGCGCCACUACUUCCAGAGCACCCAUCUCGUGCCCAGGCUUCGAAUUGACAAGGAAGUUGAACGCAUCUACGGGCCGUCUUCGAGAGGUGGACCAGUCCCGGAGCCUACUGAAGACGACGAUGAAGAAUUUCUUCAAGCUGACGACUACAACAUUUUUCCAUUAGUUGAGAAGUUUACCACGACGCUCGAGGUGGCAUUCGUCAGUGUGCCAACUAUCAAUGUGGUAAAUGGGAACAGUUCCCUCGGCAGUUUGCCAAAUGCAGACGUUGUCGACGUACCAAGUACUGUAGCAAGGAAUGCCAGCGCGAGUCAUGGAGCAUGCAUAGACAUUGGUGCCAGUCACCAUAACGGACUUGGAGCGAGUGCAAAACAACUGUUCGAAAAGCUUGAGUUAGCAUAG
Messenger RNA from Exophiala bonariae, 1833 nucleotides. RefSeq lists its product as uncharacterized. Gene Ontology annotation, biological process: ubiquitin-dependent protein catabolic process; establishment or maintenance of cell polarity. Bases 1 to 1833 code for a protein of 610 amino acids. Gene Ontology annotation, cellular component: MUB1-RAD6-UBR2 ubiquitin ligase complex. Lineage: Eukaryota; Fungi; Ascomycota; Eurotiomycetes; Chaetothyriales; Herpotrichiellaceae. The record is from RefSeq and is a predicted model, not a curated record. The transcript has 3 exons.